UCUUGGCUUCACUAGACACUCGGCGGUUGCUCUGGAGAGGCUUGAGAGAGAAACUUAUUACCAUGAAACCCACUGCCGUGGCACUGAUGUGCCUGCUGCUGGCUGCCUUGUGGCUACAGGAUGUGGACAGCAAGAGCAUGCUUGCAGUCUCCAAUAGCUGCUGCUUGAACACCUUGAAGAAAGAGCUUUCCCUGAGGUCUAUCCAGUGUUACAGAAAGAUGGGCUCCACCUGUCCUGACCCCCCAGCUGUGGUAUUCAGGCUGAAGAAAGGUAGAGAAAGCUGCGCCUCAACUAACGACAUAUGGGUUCAGGAAUACCUGAAGAAGGUGAACCCCUGCUAACCGGGGGAUGCCACCUUCCCAUCCCAACACCAGAGACUGAAGUUUCACUCACCCCUCCCUCCACUCUCCAACUGCCGCCAUCCCUCUGCCCACUGCUGCAGGCGCCCAGAUCUCAGUCAUGUGAUAAGCUAUGUGAUGUUUUUUUUAUCUGAUUAAAAUAUGGAAUCUU
This is a messenger RNA of Mus pahari (shrew mouse), 510 nucleotides long. RefSeq names its product C-C motif chemokine ligand 1 (gene Ccl1). The record is from RefSeq and is a predicted model, not a curated record. Lineage: Eukaryota; Metazoa; Chordata; Mammalia; Rodentia; Muridae. Gene Ontology annotation, molecular function: CCR chemokine receptor binding; chemokine activity. Bases 63 to 341 code for a protein of 92 amino acids. Gene Ontology annotation, cellular component: extracellular region. The transcript is spliced from 3 exons. Gene Ontology annotation, biological process: immune response; chemokine-mediated signaling pathway; cellular response to tumor necrosis factor.